CUUUUGGUGGUGGUGGUGGUGGUGCUUUUGGUGGUGUUGGCGGUGGUGCUUUUGGUGGUAGUGAUACUGGUGCUUUUGGUCCAGAUGAACACGAUGAUGCUGAUUUCGGUUCAGGUGAUCAUGGCGACAGUGACCAUGGCGACGGUAACCAUGGAAGUGGAAGUGGUGACUUUGGAUCGGGCAUUGACAAUAGUGGGGUUGACGAUGAAAGUGAUGAUGAUGUCGAUGAUGAAUAUGAGCAGCCUACUUUCCCAAAUAUUAAAAAAGGUUGUGCCAAGGGAUGCGCGAGGUGCUUCUUUGGUCUGUGUAAGCGAUGUAAAAAGGGAUAUAAGAAGUCAAUAUUCAUGACGUGCAUUAAAAGAAAACCGAAUAAAAAAACUUGCAGACAAAUACCGAACUGCAAAGUCUGUUCAGGGAUGUCAUGGCUGAAAUCAUGCAAACGAUGUGAAAAGGGUUGGUACAAGCACACCGGUGAAUAUGACAUCAGAGCACAAUGUGUGAAGAAGUGUCCUCGCGGAUACMAAGGCCAGAACAGCAAAAGAGGAGGUUUUUGUAAGAAAGCUACCCCAGAAGGCUGUGUGGACUAUUACUGCAGUAUGUGUAAGAAAGGAUGGUACAUGAUYCACAAMAAAGGGGACACCGAAUGCCACAAAMAAUGCCCUGCUGGCUAUUAUCCAAUGGGAAACAACUUCUGCAGCAAAUGCAAGAGAGGAUGCACGAAAUGUAGUUCGACAUUAAAAUGCGAGUCGUGCRCAAAAAGGCUUUCUCUMUUUACUCGUAUCUCCUGGGGAUCUAUUAUCUCCACGCGGUGUCUCGCGCGUUGUCCACGAGGAUACAAGAAGGAAAUUGUGAAAGGGAAAGGUUCUGUGUGUCGCCAAGUGUGUUUCGUUGCCAAUUGUCAAAGAUGUCCAAGGAAAGGCCACAGUGGACUGCAUCAUCACUGCGAUUCUUGCAAGCCUGGCUAUCACUUACUGCACGGAUUCACCGAUAAAUGCGUUAAGAAGUGUCCUAAAGGAUUCUACGCGAAAAAGACUCAUAUUGGAACGAUUUGCAGACUAGGAUCCCAACCAACGACUUCUAUGCCAACAACAUGGACACCGGAAACUACUACACCUCCCGAAGGGACUCUUCCGGCAACGGGUGAAACAACGACUUCAUCUGUUACCACAACAACUGAGCCCGACCUCAUGACGGCGAAGCCCGAGACUACAACGACGGAACCCGAGGAUACGACAACAGAACCCGAACCUACAACGAAUGAACCCGAGGAUACGACGACAGAACCCGAAUUUACAACGACGGAACACGAAUCUACUACAAUAACCUAUCCCACAGUAAUACCGGGUGAUCCUGAUUUCAGUGAGCCAGCCUUUGCUGAUGAACCCUGAACAYAAUAAAUGCAUGCAAGAUGUCUAGUAUGAUCACUAUUUCAAAGAUAAUUAGAAAAUGAUUAAACUUUAACCUWACGAAU
Molecule: messenger RNA, 1471 nt
Organism: Exaiptasia diaphana
Lineage: Eukaryota; Metazoa; Cnidaria; Anthozoa; Actiniaria; Aiptasiidae
Product: proprotein convertase subtilisin/kexin type 5
Exons: 7
Coding region: 345-1388 (347 amino acids)
Source: RefSeq, a predicted model, not a curated record